Nelumbo nucifera (sacred lotus) is the source of this 1984-nucleotide messenger RNA. RefSeq names its product Peptidase S41 family protein. The record is from RefSeq and is a predicted model, not a curated record. Lineage: Eukaryota; Viridiplantae; Streptophyta; Magnoliopsida; Proteales; Nelumbonaceae. Gene Ontology annotation, biological process: proteolysis. Gene Ontology annotation, molecular function: protein binding; serine-type peptidase activity; endopeptidase activity.
AACGAUAAGGAGAGGAAAGGAAAACAAGAGGACGUGUGUGGAGUGGGAGCUAGGAAGUAGGAACUAGUAACUUUCAAAUAAACCUCUAUGGAGUUUGGAAUCUCCGCUGCUUCCCAUGCUUCUCUCCGGCCAUAUUUCUCCCCCUCCAGACUUUCCGCCAUCAACACAACCCCUCGUUGUCAUUUCUCUCUCCGACCCAUCAAUUCUCAGGUCCUUCGAUGGGAAUCUGUGGCUACCAGGUUCAUAGAAACGGACUUGCCAAGUUCCGUUCGAUGUUUUAAAUACAGUUUAUUGUUUCUGCCACCGUGGAGGCUCAAUAAAAGCAUCCCAUCUCGGCGUGGUUCAUUCCUGGUAAGCUAUGGCCUCUCUUCGAAGCUGACGGGAACUACUGUCAGUUCACAGAAACUAAUAAAUUGGCAGGAGAAGUUUAAAAGCGAUGCAUCAGUUCUGUUUGUCGGGUUAGUCGUCGGAAUGAUGCUGGUUAUGUCGGUCUCUGUAGCUUUCAAUAAGACUCCAUCAUGGGCACUCACUGAAGAGAACCUCCUUUUCUUAGAGGUAUGGAGGACAAUUGACAGGGCAUAUGUUGACAAAACUUUUAAUGGACAAAGCUGGUUCCGGUAUCGAGAAAAUGCACUGCGCAAUGAACCGAUGAAGACACGAGAAGAAACAUAUGCGGCAAUAAAGAAGAUGCUUGCCACCCUGGAUGAUCCUUUCACUCGCUUUCUAGAACCAGAAAAAUUCAAGAGUUUGCGGUCUGGCACUCAAGGUGCUCUUACGGGUGUGGGUCUGUCAAUUGCCUAUCCUACACAACUUGAUGGUUCUACAGGAUUUGUUGUUAUUUCAUCUUCUCCAGGAGGCCCUGCGAAUAGGGCUGGAAUUACAUCAGGAGAUGUUAUUUUGGCAAUUGAUAAAACUAGUACAGAAACAAUUGGACUAUAUGAUGCAGCAGACAGAUUACAGGGUCCGGAAGGAAGUUCAGUGGAAUUGACCAUACGCAGUGGGUCUGAAGUAAAAGAGAUAGCUUUGACGCGUGAGAAGGUUCCACUUAACCCAGUGAAGUCAAGAUUAUGUGAGGUACCUGGUUUGGGGAAAGAUGCAUCCAGAAUUGGGUAUAUCAAACUUACAUCAUUCAACCAAAAUGCUUCUGGUGCUGUCAAGGAAGCAAUUAGAACUUUGAGGAGGAAUAAUGUCAAUGCUUUUGUAUUGGACCUUCGAGAUAACGGUGGUGGUCUUUUUCCAGAAGGAAUUGAGAUUGCUAAGAUAUGGUUAGACAAAGGUGUCAUUGUAUAUAUUUGUGAUAGCCGUGGUGUGCGAGACAUAUAUGAGACAGAUGGAAGCAAUGCAUUGGCAGCUUCAGAACCUCUUGCUGUACUGGUGAAUAAAGGAACUGCAAGUGCAAGUGAGAUACUAGCUGGUGCUUUGAAAGACAAUAAACGUGCAGUUCUCUUUGGAGAGCCCACAUUUGGAAAAGGGAAGAUCCAGUCAGUUUUUGAGCUGUCCGAUGGCUCUGGUUUGGCUGUUACGGUGGCUCGAUAUGAGACUCCUGCUCAUACAGAUAUUGACAAGGUUGGUGUGACCCCGGACCAUCCUCUGCCAAUGUCAUUUCCUGUGGAUGAAGAUGGGUUUUGUAGCUGCCUCAGGGACCCUACAUCUGCUUGUUAUCUCAACAAAGUCAACUUAUUUCCAAGGUUAGAGAAGCCCUUGGCAAGUGUAAAUUAACCUUUCUUAACGUUGAUUAAUGCCAUUGAUAAUCAGUUUUCUUUCUGGUUUAAAUGAGAGGUUGAGAACUUAAUUGGAAGGGUCUGACAUCAAAAUAUGGUAUAUUGUUUGUUGAGGAGAGAUUUUCUCAUUUUGUGUGUCAAAGGUUAGGUCUGUAUCCAAUCCACACCCCAAGACCCAGAUAGCUAGGACCAACUUUGGUUAAUGUGUAAUGGCAUUUAAACUGCUCAAUGCGGAUCAUAUUGAUUUUUCAUAAUUCAUUUCA